This is a messenger RNA of Chironomus riparius, 5396 nucleotides long. NCBI's taxonomy places the organism in Eukaryota, Metazoa, Arthropoda, Insecta, Diptera, Chironomidae. The record is from the annotation of a GenBank genome assembly.
CGGAAUUUCAUUAGAAUGCUUCGCAAAAUGCUGAAGCUUCAAUUUUUAAUUUUAUUUUUCGGUAGUGUAACUUUGUGCUUAGCAAAUGUCAUAAAAGUUCCAAAAGUUACUCGUGAGGAUGCUCAAAUAUCGUGCAGCUAUCAAGCACCUACAGGUCUCAGUGGAUACACAUGUAAUCUUAAUAUUCACAAUCCAAAUGGUCAUAAUGACUUUACAAACGUCGAUGGAGAGCAUUUAGAAGGUUUUGGAAAUGCUGAUGUUGAGAGACUUUAUAUCACAUACCAAAAUACCACAAACAUUCCAUCAAUAAUUUGCGAACAGUUUCCAAAUAUUUUGGAUUUAAUUAUUGGUUCAAGUCAUAUACGAAGCCUUGACGAUGGUUCAUUCGCUGGAUGUUCACGGCUUGAAUUCUUGAUGGUGUCUGGAAAUGAAAUUCAGUCACUUCCACAGAACAUAUUCUCACAAAAUUCAAACCUUGAAGUUGCUAUUUUGGAUGACAACAGAAUUGAGCAAAUCAGCAAUGAUGUGUUUGCAGGCACUCGACUAAGCUACAUCGACCUUGGUAAAAAUUCACUGACAUUCUUUAACCCAAAUUGGUUCAGUGGAAUUGAAGAUACAUUAGAAGUCUUGCUGCUCGAUUACAAUCGCAUUUUGGGAUUUUCGUCAUUUGUGUUUGACAGAUUCGUAAACUUGAGGGAACUUGACAUCUCAGUCAAUAAAGGAACAGUUCUUUAUGGUCAAGUGUUUUUUGGUUUAAGCAGCUUACGAAGAUUGUACAUGAAUUCAAUAGGUUUAACAACAAUUGAUCCAGCAUGGUUCAGACCAUUGACUGCCAUUGAGAACAUUCAUUUGUCUUACAAUCAGAUCCGAGACAUUCCAGACAAUUCAUUUGAUGGCUUAUCGACUCUUCAAACUUUAGAAUUAUCAACAAACAACUUAGCAUUUGUAAAAGCUUCAAUAUUUGGCAGUGCAAUUGCAAACAUCCGAUACUUACACUUGAGUUAUAAUAGAAUUGUUGCAUUAGACCAGGAACUAGUAAACAAUGCUGAGUCAUUGAUGUGGUUACUGCUUUUAGGUAAUGACUGUCUGAACAGAAAUUACUACAAUGUUCCUCUUGAUCGUGACCAAAUGAACGAGGAGCUUCAGCAAUGCUUUACAAAUUUCAUCGGAUCAGCUCGAUGUCUGUACGUUGGAAUGCUUUGGUUCCCAUACGAGUGUGUCCUGUACAUCAACAACCCAGUUGGUAAUGACUUUGAGACAAUUGAUGGAACUCAUUUGCCUGGAAAUACAGACAGUGAUGUACUGGUUCUUGAAGCUAUUUAUCAGAACACAAGGAACUUCCCGUCUGUAAUUUGUAGGCAGUUUUCAAAUGUUGAGGAUAUUUACAUGGAAGAGAAUCAGAUUGAAAUCAUUGAAGCUGAUGCCUUUGCAGCAUGUGAAAAUUUAUGGCGAAUUAUUUUGUCAUUCAAUAGAAUCACAAGGAUUCCUGACGGACUAUUCCAGAACAGUCCAUUGUUGACCAUAUUUGAAGCAUCUGUGAAUGAAAUCAGCCAAAUUGGAGUCAAUGCCUUUGUUGGGACACAGAUUAGAGUAUUUGGUCUUUCAAACAAUCAAAUCAGUGACUUUAAUCCUCACAUUUUUGAUCCAAUAUCCAGCAGCUUACAAGAAUUGUAUCUAACAUCAAAUCAAAUCACUUCACUUCCACCUGGAGCUUUUAACAGACUCAACAACCUUUCAGAAUUGGAUUUGGGAAGCAAUAGUCUAAGAAACAUUCCUGCUGAUGCCUUCAGAUACCUUACAAGACUUGACAGCUUACUUUUAAUGAAUUGCAGCAUCGAUGAACUUAAUCCUGAAUGGUUUGCCAGUUUAAAUGCAUUAACGGAACUCCGACUUGAUAACAAUAACAUCCAUGAGAUUCCUGAAAAUAUCUUUGCAAACAUCCAGCAACUUACAAUAUUCUCAAUGGCUGGAAACUCAAUUCGAAAUGUCCAUGGAUCGUCAUUUGGUAAUUUGACAGGUCUUAUCUACUUUAUGGCCCAAAGCAACCGAGUUCGUGCUUUUGAUAGUCAAAUUUUUGAUCAAGCACCAAACCUUCGUAUGCUUAAUAUGGAUGGUAAUGUUUGUGCUAAUGAAAAUUACAAUACAGUGUUCCAAAAUCGAGAUUUAGUAAGAUCAGAAAUGGCUAAUUGUUUCCAAAUGUUUGAUGGAUUUAUGGAAUGUAGAUACUAUGACAGCUUCGUUUACUUCUGUCGACUGACGAUCCAAAAUGUUCAAGGACGAAAUGACUUUACAGAAAUUACUGGUGACCAUUAUGAAGAUUUAAGCAACAAUGAUGUCCGAUUUGUUGAUGCUGAAGUUCAGGAUACGAGAAAUAUUCCAUCAAUAAUUUGCCAGCAAUUCCCAAAUUUGGAUGAAUUAUUUAUCCAAGAGAGCCACGUCCGUGUCAUUAAUGAGCAAUCAUUUGAAGACUGCAGACAUUUAGCAUUUUUGAAUAUCAAUGGCAAUGAAAUCACAUCCAUUCCUGACUUUACAUUUAUUAACAAUCCAAAUAUAUUCACAAUUGAAAUGUAUAACAAUCGGAUAUCCAGAAUCGAACCAAAUGCAUUUGCUGGGUUAGAAAUGGAACUAAUUGACUUGGAAGGGAACUUUAUAACUGAAAUUGAUGGUCGAUGGUUUGAACCAUCAAAACAAUAUUUAACUUAUAUCUACAUGGCAGGUAACAGAAUCAGAGACGUUCCUGAAGAUGCAUUCGAAACCCUCAGUAACCUCAUGUCUCUCGAUCUUGGACUUAAUCCAGAAUUAAGCUUGACUCCACAUGUCUUCCAGCGACUUCAAGGUCUACAAAGAUUAUAUUUGGAUGGAUGUGGAAUCAGUGAAAUUAAUCCACUAUGGUUUAAUGGGCUACAGGAACUGAGAUUUUUGUUGAUGAAUGAAAACCAAAUUGAUAAUUUGCAGCCUGGUGUUUUUGACAACCUCCCAACACUUUACACUUUAGAUCUUGGACUAAAUCGAAUCACAAUGGUCCAUUCAGAUUCUUUUGGAAGCACUCUAUCAAACCUACUACAUUACUACAAUGAUGGAAAUCCAACAACCUCAAUUGAUCCUGACUUUUUCGAUAAUGCUGUUAAUCUUAAUUACUUGUUCCUUCUUAACAACGAGUGUGCUAAUCGCAAUUUUUAUGGAAUUACAUUCAAUCGUGAAUCAAUCAGAGUAGAACUUGCUGAUUGCUUUGAUGGAUUUGCUGUACGUGAUCCAUUGAGAUGUGUUCAUAGUACUGGACCUAAUAAUAUGCUUAAUUGUUUGUUAACGGCUCAUAAUCCAAGUGGACAUGAUGAUUAUGAAGAAAUUGAGCAAGCUGAUGGAGUUUUAAAUGCUAAUGUUGGACUUAUUCAAUCUAUUGGACAGAAUACAAGGAUUGUUCCAAGAAUCAUUUGCGCUCAGUACCCAAAUCUUCAUACUGUUUCAUUUGUUAACUCGAGAGUUCAAACGUUGACUGCUGGUGCCUUUGAGAACUGUGCACAGUUAGAAUCACUUAAUUUAGACUACAAUUACAUCACAACUGUCCCAUCUGGAAUAUUCAGCAACAACUCAAGAUUAAGAGAAGUUGUAUUUAUGGCCAACAGGAUUCAUACCAUUGCUGAUAAUGCAUUCACAGGAUCUGUGCUGUCUACUUUGUAUCUUGGCAACAAUCGAUUGACCACAGUUAACAGAAACAUGCUUAAUGGAAUUGAAGGAACCUUAGAAAAUAUUCAUUUGUACCUAAACAACUUGCGUGACUUGUCAGAAAACUCAUUUGAUGGUCUUCAAAGUCUACGAAUUCUAGAUCUUGGUAUCAAUACACAAAUCAGACUUCCUGCUAACAUCUUUCAGUCACUUAUAAACCUCAGCAUUUUAUACUUAGAUAGUGCUGGAAUCGAUACACUUAACCCAAACUGGUUUACACAUCUUGAAAGCCUUCGUGAGCUUGACAUCUACAGAAACAACAUCAGAGUGCUUCCAGAGAAUAUUUUUGCAAACCUAACGUCACUACUCACUCUCCUUGUCAAUCUUAAUCCAAUCGAAACAAUCAAUUCAAAUAUAUUUGGCGAUAAUCUGAGAAAUAUUCAAUUUAUAAAUGCUGUUGGAUGCAGAAUUAGUGCCAUUGAUGAGCGAAUGAUUGAUGAUUCUGAUAGUUUGGAUAUCCUGUACUUAUAUGACAAUGUAUGUACAUCUAGUAACUUCUACAAUGUCUUCAAUGAUCGCGAUACAGUAAGGGAACGUCUGCAACAUUGCUUUGACAACUUCCGUGGAUCAAUUGAGUGCUAUUACAAUAGAAAUGCAUUACAAGAGUAUCAAUGUACUAUGCUGAUUAACAAUGUUGCUGGACAUAACCAAUUUACAGAAAUUCCUGGAGAACAUGAGGUAAAUGUUAAUGACAAUAGUGUCAUGGCUGUUCAGACAAUCUAUCAGAAUACUAGGAACAUUCCAUCAAUCAUUUGUGACCAAUUUAAUAGUUUAAUUGAAAUUUUUAUUGAAGACAGUCAGGUUGAAUCAAUAACUGUUGGCAACUGCCCAAAUCUACAGAUUCUUAUCCUAGCUUACAAUCAAAUCACAACAAUUGAAGCUGGAACUUUCGCCAACAAUCCAAGAUUGCACCUUGUUGAUCUUCAUUCAAACAGAAUCGUGUCAAUUGCUGACAAUGCAUUUGCUGGGUCUGUUUUAUCAACAGUCAAUUUUGGAUUGAAUCCAUUGGCCACAUUCAAUUCAGCUUGGGUAGCUUCAAUCAGUGGAACAUUGAAGGAUCUUCGACUUUAUGAGAGUCAAUUGAUGUCCAUUCCUGAAUCAGCAUUUGAGACUCUUACAGCUCUUGAGUAUCUUGACAUUGGACUCAAUCCGAACAUUAACAUUUCACCUGGUGCCUUCAGCAACCUCCAGAGCCUUCAAAGUUUAUUUAUUGACUAUAAUGGAUUAAGAACAAUUCAGCCACAAUGGUUUGUCAGCCUUCCAGCUCUUCGUGAUCUGCAUUUGAAUGCUAAUAACUUGAGAGUGCUUCCAGCUGAUUCCUUUAAUAAUUUAAACAUCACAUAUUUAUCAAUUCGUGGCAACAGAAUAUCCACAAUCAAUUCAAACUCAUUUGGAAGGUCUUUAAACUUAAUUGAGAGUUUUUAUGCAAUUGAUAAUCAAAUUAAUGCUAUUGACAGGGAGUUCUUUGAUCAAGCUUUAGGUUUGGAUAUGCUUUAUUUGUUGAACAAUGUCUGUGUUGAUCGUAAUUUUAGAGAAGUUUUUGAGAAUCGUGAAUAUGUUAAUGAAGAAUUGAGUCAAUGCUUUGAAAAUUUCGGCAGUUCUUAAUUUAUAUUCAGGAAAGAUUUUUUUUUGUAAAUUUGUUGAAUUUAUGUAAAAAAUAAAGAUAUUAUUUG